Anopheles marshallii is the source of this 2103-nucleotide messenger RNA. RefSeq names its product protein tweety (gene Dbx). The transcript is spliced from 5 exons. Gene Ontology annotation, molecular function: DNA binding; DNA-binding transcription factor activity, RNA polymerase II-specific. The coding region runs from base 1 to 2103 and encodes 700 amino acids. Lineage: Eukaryota; Metazoa; Arthropoda; Insecta; Diptera; Culicidae. Gene Ontology annotation, biological process: regulation of transcription by RNA polymerase II. The record is from RefSeq and is a predicted model, not a curated record.
AUGUCCGCUGCUAUGUCGACAGCAUUCAUGGUGGACAGUAUCCUGCAGGAUAAGGACUCCCCGACCGAACAAGUGACCCGCUGUACGGAAGGUUCAAGUCCGGUCGGAGUUCCACCCGGUGCCUCCAACGGGGACGCUGGUUCGCUAGCUUCCAUCUCGGACAGUGACGAGUUUGACGAGCCCAAAGACUCCAGCAGCCUGUGCGACUCGCCGAAAAGUUUCCACAGCCUGCACCAUCACCAUAGCCAUCUGCAUCACCCAUCGGGUGAUCAUCAGCUGCAUCUGCAUCACCAUCAUCACCAUUUGCUUUCCCAGCAUCAUCACAAUCACCAUUCGUCGUCGUACUCGGACGACGAGGUACCGGCGGGACCUCCGUCCAUCAAUGGUGGCUCGAUUGUGAGGAGACCGGCCACAUUCCGACCCCAUCCGGACGAUGGUGGCGUUUCGCUGGUGCAGAUGGAUUACUGCUGUGCCAAGUGUGGCCACUGUCAGGCGGAACUGAACCCUGGCAGCCGGGCCAGUCCAGCGAGAGCCGGAGAUAGGCGGAGUUCGGAGGGGGAGCAUAACAACAACAAUGGCAGCAGUAAGGAGGAAAGUGUACCGGACGCUGACGGUGGCAGUGAGUACGAGUUUCGGUGCGAAAAGUGCGGGUUCGGGGAGUACGUCAUUCCGGGGAAGCAGACAAUCCUGAAGGAAAGCAGCAAACCCGUGCUCAAGUUUAGUGUGUCCGCAAUUCUGGGCGACAAAAAGGAUUGCGUUAAAGUUAGGAAUGAAUUUAUUCAACCACAGCACCUUUGGCCUUACAUUCAGCAGAACCUGAUCCAACAGAACCACUUAGCGAACCCGGCCUUCCUGGGUGCCCAUCCGCACCACCCGCAUCAUCCACACCAGCAGCAUCCCCAUCAUCACCAUCAUCAUCCUCACCACCCGCAUCAUCACCAGGCUGGCCCACCUCAUCCACUGUCGCCUCAUCACCCGCAACAGCAGCAGCAGCAGCAGCAUCUUACCGUCGGACCGAACGGCAGUCCGACCGGGCAUCCGGUCAACAGCAAUGGGGCCCAUCCGCAUCACCUGAACAAUAGCAGCAGUAACAGUGCGAGCGAGUCUGGCAGCCUACCGAACAGCCCGGACCUGCAGGAACCGUCCGCCCAGGUGGUGGUGGCACUUCAACAGCCGAGAGAUAAUAAAAUCAUUGCGAAACCACUUCCGAGCCGACCGACACCGUUCCUGCACCACAGCCUCAACCAUCCGCAUCUGCACUCGCUGCUGGCCCACUGUCGCAAUCCCUACAUACCGGGUGGACCACAGGUUUUCCCACUACCGCCGGGGCAAGGUUUUCCGUGGGCACACUCCACCCGAGGGAAACCCCGGCGGGGGAUGAUGCGUCGGGCAGUAUUUUCCGACUCCCAGCGGAAAGGGCUGGAAAAGCGAUUUCAGCUGCAGAAGUACAUCAGCAAACCGGAUCGGAAGAAGCUCGCGGAACGGCUCGGUCUUAAGGACUCUCAGGUGAAAAUAUGGUUUCAGAACCGACGCAUGAAGUGGCGCAACUCGAAGGAACGCGAGCUGCUAGCGAAUGGCGGCUCCCGGGAUCAAACACUCCCGAACAAAAACAAUCCCAACCCGGACCUAUCGGAUGCGCGUACCGACCGACAGACUUCGCUUUCGCCUCCCCCACCCGGAUCGCCGCCACAAGGCUCAACCCCGCUAGAUAGUCAACCACCGCCGCCCGCACAUCCACCCCCAUCGACAACCCCAUCAGGCUCACCCAAACCCGCCCCGCCACCAAUGCUUACCUUCAAGUCCAAAUUUGAGCUGCUGAAACCAUCCGCCGUCGCCGGAUCGGGGGGAGAUUUUAAGUUCGAUUUUGAGGAGCAACCACAGGGAAAUCGUUCGACCGGUGGUACUGGAGGACAUUUCCCGAUGGGUGGAUUCUACCCACCGCUCGGAGGGGAACGGGGUGACUCGGCCGCUGUUGGAGGUUCGGGACGCUCGAACAGUAGCGCGUCGUCGGAUCUACAGACGGGACCGACGCCCAUGUAUUACGAUGAGUACGAAUCGGCCGGCGACUCGGAUGACAGCGACGAGGAAAUCAAUGUCACGUGA